Fusarium pseudograminearum CS3096 is the source of this 1917-nucleotide messenger RNA. RefSeq lists its product as uncharacterized. The transcript has 2 exons. Gene Ontology annotation, molecular function: transcription coactivator activity. Lineage: Eukaryota; Fungi; Ascomycota; Sordariomycetes; Hypocreales; Nectriaceae. The record is from RefSeq and is a predicted model, not a curated record. Bases 1 to 1917 code for a protein of 638 amino acids. Gene Ontology annotation, cellular component: SAGA complex. Gene Ontology annotation, biological process: regulation of transcription by RNA polymerase II.
AUGCCGCCUGGGCCGAGUCAGAAGGGGACGGGCAAGAAGAACUCGGCAAUACAGAAGCAGAGCCGCAACACGACGCCUGCUCCAGCAGUCGCGACAGCUAGUCUCCCACCGACCGAGUUUUACGAUCCGGACUACCUUAAUACUAGGGUCAUUCUUUUCCGCAACCUCACCUACGAUGAUAUUGUCGACCAGUCCGCCUCCAAUGCCACCAUCCCGGAUUCAAAGAGCCUUGACGGCAUGAUUGAACGUUUAAAGAAUUUAUCCAAUAUUAUGGAGAAGCGCUCUACGUUCUAUGACCGCGGCAUGAGACACCUGGCAGAUGAGCGCAAGAAGCGACCUUCCGAAGAUUAUGGAAGCCGUGACGGGGAACAAGAAGGAAAGCGACCAAAGCACAAAAGAAAGAAGCCUGAUUCACUGGCACCGCAAGAGACCAAUGUUGAGCGUUCGUCGCCAUUACGAGACUCUAAAAACCGCAAACACGACCGCGACCCAAGCUCUCCUUUAUCUCCUACUCACGCUGGUUCGCCUGGGGAUGGCGACAAAAAGUUAAAAACGGAAGACAAAAAAGACGACGACGAAGAGUCCUCCAGCUCAGAAGACGAGGGCGCGCCACCUCGUCGCGAACAACCUCAAGCCAUGACGUUCGGCGAGGAUCCCUCUACUUUCCCCGACCCAACGAUAUACGAAAUCCGGCCAACUUACCCCGGAAUGCCAGAUGAAGAGCGCAAGGAAAUCUAUUCGGUUGCGACAUACCCCCCUUCGGAUCUUGCCGACCUCAUCGCCGGCGACCCACCAGACAAGGACUUCAGCAAUGCUAAGCCCAACAGUCAGAUCAACUUCAGUACGUUCUCAACAUAUGUCGAGCCAUUCUUCCGACCGUUCUCUGAGGAAGAUUUGGCCUUCUUGCGCGAACGAGGGGAUCGUGUCACACCUUUCGUCAUGCCCAAACGUGGCAAGCGACACUACACAGAGAUUUGGGCCGAGGAGGACGGUGCUAUGUCGAUCGACACACCACAACAAGGACGCGAUAAGCUACCGCAGAACCAACCACGAGGCAGUAUUGACAACAUGGACGACGAUGUUGGAGAAACUGACAAGCUAUCCGUUGGUCCUUGGUUGACCAGGUUGAUGCAAACACUCAGGCCCGAGGCUCGUGCGCAAUCUGUUGAUGACAAGCCUGCGACAAACGGGACUACCAAUGGAGAUAUCAGCAUGAGUAUGAACGGUGAUGCUGAUGUUGAUGAAAAGCCUGCAAGUUCGGACGAUAAAUCAAAUCAACAGCCCGCGGCUUUCAUGUCAGAGUCGUCAACAGAGGCUUGGAAAAAGGCAUCGCAUCCUAAGCUGGAGUACUCUCAAGUUGAUGAACGUAUCAAGCAGGAACUCCGACAUAUUGGCUUCCUCCCCCUGGAAGGAUUUGAAGCAGAGUAUGACGGGCAUUAUGACGACGAGGUUGCAGCAAGACUACGACUUUUGCAGAAUAGGCUCAAAGAUCAGAUGCUGAUCAAUGGCGCGCGUAAAUCCCGCCUGACAGACCUCGUUCGGGAACGCAUGGCCUAUCAAGAAUACCAAACAAUAUUGGAAGAUCUCGACUCGCAAGUACAGGCCGCAUAUCUUAAGCGGACUAGAACGAUGGGUAAAAGCAAGAAAACAAAACGACCUGGAGGUGCGGGUGGUGGCAGCCACUUUGUUGGAGGCGCUGCAGGCACUGCUCGGCCUGGUAUUGGCGAUGUCACCAAGACCCUCAUGGAGAGGCGAAAGCGAUGGAUCGACACCAUUGGAUCUGUAUUUGACGAUGAGAGUCUGAGAAAGGUUCCAAGGAUGACAGACUCUGAAAGUUCCAUCUUCAAGCCAGCAGAUAUGACGGAACUCAUGAACAAGGAGAAGGAACAAUGGGAUGAGGAGGUGGAGGAGGAAUAG